Debaryomyces fabryi is the source of this 2358-nucleotide messenger RNA. Its product is annotated as putative carboxylic ester hydrolase. The coding region runs from base 1 to 2358 and encodes 785 amino acids. Lineage: Eukaryota; Fungi; Ascomycota; Pichiomycetes; Serinales; Debaryomycetaceae. The transcript has a single exon. Gene Ontology annotation, cellular component: cytoplasm. Gene Ontology annotation, molecular function: metal ion binding; glycerophospholipase activity. The record is from RefSeq and is a predicted model, not a curated record.
AUGUUAAAUACAUUAAGAUUACCAGUGUAUUCUUCGUGUGUUGCCUAUAAUUUUCGUAUUGUAGGAUCCAGAUUAUGGGCUUAUGAGAAGCGUUAUUCUACAAGCAAUUCAGGUACAUCAAAAACACCAAAUUCCAGCAAACUUUCAAAACCGCAAGUCAAAUGGUUCUAUGCCACAGAUGUCCCCAAUUCCAAGCCAGCUUGGCAUAAUUACACCAAGACAAAGGAUCCAAAAAAGUUCAUUCCUUUUUCUGAUUAUGAUUCUAAAAGAUUAGAGAAACAAUACCAAAAGUAUACUGUUGGUAUGAACCAAAUAGACAAUAAAGAACAGAGUAACGUGAAUCCCGAAUUUGUUGAAGUUAAUGAAGACAAGCUCUUUCAGGUCGAUUUGAAAAAUUUCGAUUUGUCCCCCGUAUAUUGGGACGGGCCAGUUUAUGAAGUUCGUCGUGGUACUUGGUUCAACUCUGAUGGGAUUCCCUUAAGUGCGAAGUUAUCUCAGCAAAUUGAAGAGGGAUAUAGGUACAGAAAGGCCUACACUUUUGGAGAACAAGGGCCUAGUGAAAAUCAAGUUGCAGAAUCAAAAGAUGAAGUUGCUAAGUUCAAUAGAAAGGUGGAAAAGGAAGGAAAACCUGGGUUGGCUCUUGAAAUUGAUUUUGAGAAAGAAAAAGAUACAUUCGGUUUAGAUAAUGACCAAGUGGUAUUAUUCUGUAACUCUAGAGAAGCUGUUUUAUUUCCUUCGUCAUUUGAUAGCAAUUUUCAACUUGGUGUGAUUCGUAGCUUUGGAACAAGCUCUGGCUCUUUGAUAUCUGUUGAGAAAAUACAACGUGGUUACACGGAUGACUUGCAUGAAACCGUUUUUGAUAAUUUGACCACUAAUCCUAUUCCUGAUUUAACGGAUUUCUUUCAAAGUGAAAUCUCUAAUGCCUUUCACCCCGGUGAUUCAGAGAAUAAAAAAGUCAAAGAUAAUAAAGAAGAACCUGAAACCACUGUAAAGGAACAUGACAAGAAAAUGGAAAAUGUUCUUGAAUCCGAUUUUGAUCAUGUUACUACUCCAUUGAGUUCUGAGAGAGAGGUUGAUCAUCUUGUGUUAUGCAUUCAUGGCAUAGGUCAGAUUUUAGGCCACAAGUAUGAAUCUGUUAACUUUGUCCAUAGUAUUAACGUUCUUAGAAAUACUAUGAAAGAGGUCUAUCAAAAUGAUAAAGGCUACCAAGAAAUUGCCUACCCUGAUCAUGAACAAAACGAUGAAAACAAAAGUACGAAUAAUAGAAUUCAAAUCUUACCAAUAUCUUGGAGACAUAAAAUUGACUUUCAUCCUCAAAAAAGUUUAGAAGCAUAUGAUGAUAGCGGUAAAUUAAGGUUGCCAAGUUUAGCACAAAUAAGUGUUGAUGGUGUUAAAUCGCUUAGAAAUAUUUUAGGUGAUGUUGUCUUAGACAUCUUACUUUAUUAUGAGCCAAAGUAUAUUAAUCAAAUUACAAAGGUUGUUACAGAAGAACUCAAUCGUGUUUAUUCCCUUUAUAUGGAAAGAAAUCCUAAUUUUAGAGGAAAAGUACAUAUUAUGGGACAUUCAUUAGGUUCUGUAAUCUCAUUUGAUAUUCUUAGUUCACAAGCCAAUAACAAGCCUACGGAUGCUGACCAGGGGAAGGAUUUAUUGUUUGAUGUUGAUGACUUAUUUUGUGUUGGUUCACCAAUUGGUAUGUUUAAGUUAUUGGGGCAAAGUAAUAUAAAACCACGUUCUCUUUUGCCCGACGAUUUUGAUGCAAAGGAACAAAAUACAUUUGUUUCCCCAAAAUGUUCUAACUUGUAUAAUAUUUUUCAUCCUUGUGAUCCUAUAGGAUACAGGAUGGAGCCAUUAAUUAAUCCUGAAUUCUCGCAAUACAAACCAGAAUUAGUUCCAUUUGCUGUGAAAGGUUUGAACACUCAAAUAAGAGAAUUAGCACACUUUAGUGAAGAAAUACAAGAAAAAUUGUUCCGAGCUUCGAGUUGGUUUAAUAGAGGAAGUAAGCCCGAUAAGAAAGAGCCAGAAGAAACUAAGAGCAUAGAAGAAAGGGCAUCAGAAGAGAAUGCUUUGGAUGAUAUUUUAUUUAGUUUAGCGAAAUCUGAGAAGAAAGACGAUAAUAAAAGAAAGCUUAAGAAGAAAGAUUUAAGCAAAGAGGAUUUGGCCACUUUGACUCAAAUGAAUAAAAAUGGAAGAGUUGAUUACAGUUUGCCUAUGGGAGUUUUCGAUUUCUCUUUAGUAUCUGCCAUUAGUGCACAUAUUUCCUAUUUUGAGGACAAGGAUACUGCGGGCUUCAUAAUGAAGCAAUUGUUACUUUCAAGGUCUUCUACAGUUGAGUCUAAAACUGUCUCAUUAUAUGAAUAA